Messenger RNA from Liolophura sinensis, 1635 nucleotides. RefSeq lists its product as uncharacterized. The record is from RefSeq and is a predicted model, not a curated record. Bases 114 to 1580 code for a protein of 488 amino acids. Lineage: Eukaryota; Metazoa; Mollusca; Polyplacophora; Chitonida; Chitonidae. The transcript has 3 exons.
CUAUACAUGUUCUAAGACGUGCCAAGGUACUCAUCAGGCUGAAUGAGUGCAUGGCGGUAAUGAAGUAAGCUGACUCUACGACUUUAAUACCCCACGAUUAUCGCCUUUAAUCCAUGGGGAUUAUGACGUCAAAUAUAAGGAUUACAGAUGGAUUACAAGAUCACGAUAUCAUGAUAGGAACAGAACUAUUAGAGAACAUGACGCCAUUCGUGUCCCGACCGGUCAGUCGUGUACCCCGGGCAAAGUCAGCACCAGUGAGGACACCAGAAAUGUUUCCGAUGGACAUGGACAUCACCCAAGUAAGAAGAUUCAUCCGCCAGAAACAAGCUGAGUACAGCCAAGCCAAAGCUGAUGCUACAAUGGCCGGUGGCGACAGUAAGGAUCUGCGACAAUACGGUAAAUGUUUGUUCGAAUACGCCGUGUCCAAAGCGGCCACCAGGCCAACCCAUGCAUCGGGCACGACAACCUCACGGCGCCCAGCGACUUGUGGAGGUUACAGCACUGGAAGGGUGGUGGUGCCUACUCGCCAGGGAUCUCAGCACAGUCACCGAAAUGGCACAGGUCCGUCCUCCCAUGGUAGUCUUAUUUACAACAAAAAAGUCAUGGUUUUGAACUCUAUCAGAACCAGACCUUCCUCCGUACCAGUCAAUGAGUACAGCUUCGACAGGUCAAAGCGUUUCUUGAACCUUCGCAAGACGGUGGACUCACCACAGUACCCCCUUCGUGUGAUCACCGCAAACAACGAAUCACCACGCCAACUGACCUCAACUGACCAUUACGGUUGCUACGAUCACGUGCUUCUGAUUGCAGAGAACGAUUCCGUUGUCAGUGAGUAUGCAAAACCAGUUGUGGAGAAAACUGACGAACCUGACAACACUAUACAAAAUACUGAACACAGCCCUCCAAGAUGUUGGUACCGGAAGCCGUCCAUACCAAUACUGGUGCAAAUCGACAGCCCUGAUAGCGAUAGUGACAUGAGCUUGGAAAUAAUACCCGAGAAUAAACUGUCCGACAGGAGACCAAGUUCCCGGGGAUCCAUGGAAAAGGGAGUGAUCUCGCCUAAACCUGGGUCGGCCGGUAGCAGAGGAAGCCUGAAAACUCGCAAAAAGUCCCCAGCAGGCGCCAGGGACGGUGUUAAAUUGGGGAAGUCCGAUGGGGCCAGGUCUUCUAGUCCCAGUUCGCAAAAUCUAAGACCGACCAGUGCAACUCGGGGGAAGACGAAAGAUAAAGCCGGGGGAAUGAAUAGUCGAAGAGGCAGUUUGAGGGGUCAGAAAGCGUCACCAGAGGACCUUAUGCUGAAGAUACCCCUUCCCGGCCCGCACUGCUGGGUAGAUGACGUCACCGUUUCUAGCGAUCCAAUGGGAGGCGAAGAGGGCAUGUCUGAGCCAGCAAAUAGUGUAACAGACGAACCCAAAAGCGCCAAGUGGACCAAAGAGAAAACGACAACAGGAACUGAAGAACACGUGCUCCCUGGAUUUGUGUGCCCAAGCUCCGAAUUGAAGUCCCGAAGUGCUGCAACAAAACAAUGGCUGAUCAAAUCUGCCUUUUUGAACGCUAGCAGAGCGGUUCCGUUGUUGUGAGUGCAAGUUGAUACAUGUAUCUACGGAAGCCUAUUGGUGUCACUGUGAAAAAAAU